This is a messenger RNA of Aphidius gifuensis, 1437 nucleotides long. RefSeq lists its product as uncharacterized. The coding region runs from base 643 to 1437 and encodes 264 amino acids. The transcript has 5 exons. Lineage: Eukaryota; Metazoa; Arthropoda; Insecta; Hymenoptera; Braconidae. The record is from RefSeq and is a predicted model, not a curated record.
UCGAUGAUUUGUCGACGUUGUUUUACUACACGGAAGGUGGUCGUUUCCCCUUAAAAAAAAAAAGAAAAAACUACCCUUCAAACGCACAAUACGCAUGCGAAUAGCAUCAACAACAAUCAUUCAAUAUUCUCAUUACAUAAUUAACAUGAUUAAUUUAUUAAAAUAAACUAUAAUACUCAUUUGUGUGCAAAAAAAAAGAAAAAAACGAAACAAGAUGGUUAAAUUAAUUAUUCAAUUAUUCAUAAAUUUUAUUAUUUUGCAGUUGCGCAGAGUAUGUAUCAUUGAAUGACGUACAGAAGAUAAAAAUUUCUAUCCCUUCUCUAGUCCAAUAUUGCAACCCCUAUUAUCAAAUAAAUAGAAAAAAUUCUUGCAGUAGGCCUUCACGAUCUAAGGGCUGAAAGACAUUUUGUAUAGAUAAAAUAAUUAUUAAAUUUAUAAUAUUAAAUUUAUUAUAAAUAAAUUAAAAAAUGAAUUAUUUAUUUAUUAUUUUAUAAGAAUGGUGAUAUUUAUUAUGUUUAAAUUAUUAAUUAAUAUUAAAUAAAUAUACGAGUAAGUGAUUAUAUUUUUUUUUUUAUUUCGACAGUGACGAGCAACAUACUCUCACUGUUUAAGUUAAUUUUUUUUAAAAUAGUUAAUUAAAAUAUGAUACACGUGUCAUCUGAAAACGCCCACAGGUACGAUCGUGUUAAGCGCAAAGGUGUUGCGUUUUUAUCUGGAUUUUUUAAAACUAAAAAAUUUGUCCUUGGAAUGAAGAUUGAUGAAGACGACAAAAUGGACAAAUCAGAAAGAAUUGAAACACCUGCAAGGGUGUCAAAUUGUAUUUCAACAUCAAGAAUACCCUCGAGUCUAGAUGUAGUAGUUGCUUCUGUAGCUUGUCAGCCUUCACCUUCACCCUCACAUUCAAUUUUAACUCUAACACCAGGAAGAACUCGUAACAUUGAUCAAGACAUGGAGGCACUACGACUAAGUCGACAAGACAAUCCUUUUCUUCAAAUAUUAGCCAGUCGUGAGAGCCUCGUUGAAUCCAUUGAAGAAUCUGAAUCAGACGAUGCAAUAUUAAUGUCACAGGAAUUGGGUGACACGGAUCCUCUGACCUUGGCACAAGUACAUGAGCAUCUUGUGCGUAGUCCACCACCCGCUUUUUGGCCUCAUACACAAACUUUUUCUUUCAAUACAACACCAACAAGUUCACCAAAUAAUACUGAUUUGAUAACACGAUACAAACAUUCAGCAAGUAGCCCUUCAAACAGUAGCUUUUAUCAAGAUCGUACAAAUGAUAUCAAUGAAUUAUCAAAAAGUGAACCAUCAAGUGACGUCAGAGGAGAUCGAUAUACACAGUUUUCACUUUUAAAUCCAACACCAAUUAAAACACUCUCAGAGGUAAGACGUUUACACAGAUCUAAUGAUGACAAUGUUCAACUAAUGUCAUCUGAAUAA